UGAAGUCGGAAGAACUCUGGUUCACGUGCGUGAAGGGAGAAAAAUGUCAGUUUCUUUGCUGAGGAAGGGUUUAGAGUUGCUGGAGGCACCAACAGUGUCCGCCUCCCGGCCCAGAAAAGCAGCGACCACCACCCGGUCCAAGAAACAGUUGCCAAUAAGGAAGAAAAAAAAGAUUUUCUCAGGAUGCAAAAGAGAGACAACUACAGUUAAAGGCAAAGUCACUAAGUCAGUUUUAGAGGAGUAUCAGAAACGCCAGGCUCAGGCUGUUGACCAUUUUCAGAAGAACAUGCAGUACAUGAUGAAUAGUCAAUUUACUGCAGACAGUGCCAUCACUCAGAAGGUUCUGGCCCAAAAUAGAGGCAGGAAAUCUAGAGAUAUCCCACAGGAGGAAGCAACGAAGAAGCCUGAGGGCACAGUCUUCACUGAGGAAGAUUUUCAGAAAUUUGAGAAGGAAUAUUUUGCAGGAGCUGGAGCAGGCAGCCCAAACUAACUUGUGUCUCAUUGCUAUAGAGAGAUGGUCAAAGAUCAGCGUGCCUUGUUUCCAUAACAGGUUUGGAAGCCACAUUUCCUUCAGCAUCUCUCCUUGUGACUUGAUUAGUCCUGGUGUCAUAUUCUGUUCUUGUGCUAGAGACCUGAUCACCCAGAAAACCUGUUUACGGCUGUAACAAUGCUUCUUCCUCUGUGUGAAAGAGUUCCUGACUUUAACCAGAUGAAGUCGCUUUUUCCACCAUUUACAGGCCGAUGGUGGUAACAGUGCAGUUCUAUGCAGAGUUACUCCAGUUCCAUUGCAAUCCGUGGGCUUAGACUGUAACAACUCUGCAUAGGAUUGCUGCACAUUUCUGUAGGGAAGAGAGAGGUGAAUUGAACUGAAAACUAAAAUGAACUGAACUUUAUGGUACUAGAACAUAAUUGAUGUGGGGACUGGUGUUCGUUUGUAUCUACUUGUUGAAAUUGUCAUCCUUUUUAAAAUAUGCCAAACACUAGCUACUUGAGGAAAUAGGAAUACUGUCUUUUAUAAAACCAUUAGGGAAAUCCAUGUGUGUGAUUUUUUAAAAAAAUGUUGUACACUCUCCCUCCAAAUUAUCUUAUUGCUAAAAGCUGUGUUAUCUGGCAUUUUUUAUCAAGACAACUCAGUCAAUUGGCAUCUGUUAUGGCUAGUAAUAUGUCUGGGGGCAGAGGGAGGAAAAGCUGCUGCCUAAGCGGCUCAUUGCUACCAGCAUACUCUCUUUCUCGGCACUGAAGCUCCCAGCAAGGGCAGGUGACAAGCCACUGCUUGCAGUAAUACAACAAGAGCCAAAAGGGAAGCCCCCGGGGCAAGGAAGCAUACAACAAAAACCGGAGGACGCCACAGCAAUGAACAAUAAUUAUAUAAUAAUUUAUAAUAAAGUGCAAAAGUGCAAUAGUGUAUAAACAAGGUACAAAAAUUCUGGUGAUAUAAUAAAUACAAUACAGCGGUC
This is a messenger RNA of Eublepharis macularius, 1457 nucleotides long. RefSeq names its product ribosomal protein S19 binding protein 1 (gene RPS19BP1). NCBI's taxonomy places the organism in Eukaryota, Metazoa, Chordata, Lepidosauria, Squamata, Eublepharidae. The transcript has 4 exons. The record is from RefSeq and is a predicted model, not a curated record. Gene Ontology annotation, cellular component: nucleolus. The coding region runs from base 44 to 490 and encodes 148 amino acids. Gene Ontology annotation, molecular function: enzyme binding.